Blepharisma stoltei is the source of this 2288-nucleotide messenger RNA. The record is from the annotation of a GenBank genome assembly. Lineage: Eukaryota; Ciliophora; Heterotrichea; Heterotrichida; Blepharismidae.
AUGACUAAAGUCCUCUUACUGUGCCUUUCUACAUGAGUUUUUUCCUUAGAAAUAAGCCUAAUCCCUCCUACCGGAGUUCCUCCUCCAAACUCAGUGCUAGGCCACAUGGUAUAUGACACUACAAAUAAUCAGCUUAUUCAGUUUGGAGGAAUGCAGACUGGCGGAUCUUAUUUAAAUGACCUUGCCUCCUUCAAUUUAUCCCAAAAAAGAUGAAGCCUAAUUUCCCCUUAUGUUUCGACUGUUCCAGAUGAAAGAGCGGCUGGAGCGUUAUUUUAUCAUCAAAAAUCCCAAAAAUUACUUUUAUAUGGCGGAAGAACCCGUGCAGGCCCAGCUGGUGAUUUCUGGAGCUACGAUCUAAAUGAAAACAGCUGAGAAAAGCUUGAUAAGAAUGGAGACGACCCAGGGGCUAGAGGAUAUAUUGUUUUAACAACUUAUACUAGAAAUGGAAGCACCUCUUUUGCUAUAUUUGGUGGACUAAGCUCGACUGGUGUUGAUAAUUCCCUUUAUAUGUAAAAUCUAUGCAGACUGGACGGAGAAAGCCUUUUUUGAAGCAAAAAGCCAAAUUCUGGAAAUAGUCCACAGCCUCAAGAAAGCUCAGGAAUUGCAUAUUAUAAAGAUAAACUUUAUGUAUGAGGCGGUCUCAGCAGAUUUUCUACAAUAAUUCAUGAUACAGCUCUUUAUGAAUAUGAUUUAGCAAAAGAAGAAUGAAAAAAAAUUGAAAUUAAUGGGAAAAAGCCAGGAGGGAGGUUUGAACAUUUUUUAUGUUUUGUAGAGGAUUAUUUAUAUGUGUAUUUAGGGGUGGAUUUUGAGACUGGGCUGACUAUUUUUGAUAUAUGAAAAAUAAAUUUAAUUAGUCUUGAUACUUGAAUAGAAGUAAAUUUUAAAGACCCAAGCUCAACAGCUACAGGAAGCGGCUCUUUAACUUUCGUUUCCUCAGUCCUCUGAUCAUUUGCAGGCUACUCUGAUACUGGUAUCAAUAACUCUAUAAUUUCUCUUGAGUUUUCAUUGGAAACUCCUAUAAUAAACCUAAUUUCUCCAGAAAUGACAGGACCGACAGCAAGAAUGUUUCAUUCUUUACAGACAAUCCAAACAAACCUGUGGGUCUUUGGAGGGAUUGAUAAUGAUAAAAACUACCUUAACGAGAUGUGAAAAUUUGAUAUUUUGGCAAGUGAUUGAAGCAUUAUGAACCCUACUGGGGAUAUUCCAUCAGUAAGGGCAAAACAUGCAAGCUGUGCUAUUGCUGAUACACUGACGAUAUUUGGAGGGGAAAAUUCUUCAGGCUAUUUAAGUGAUAUGUAUGAAUAUACAGUCCUUUCAAACACUUGGAAAACAGUCCUAUACGGCUCUGAUAUAAAACCAGUAGGAAGAGCUGGAGCUUGUAUGGCAAUCGCUGAUAGUACAAUCUAUAUCUUCGGCGGGCUAGUUGUAGGAGGGUAUUCUAAUGAAUUAUGGCAAUUUAAUACAAUUGAUAACACCUUUACACUGCUUGACGAUGGUCUUUCUGAAAGAGUCCCAAAACUUGCAUACUCAAAAUGCUUUAUGAGGAAUAUAGACUCUAAUUAUUAUUUUUAUAUCACAACAGGGGAAGGAGAAGACGAAUAUCCUUUAUCAGGCUAUUUUGCCUAUCAAAUUUAAUAGUUUUAUAAAUAUUCAGCUAAUAUUCUAAUUAAAUAGCCUAUAUAUAUCCAAACUCUAAAAUCCACAGAUAUGAUAUAUCUGGCCAAGAAUGGCUUCCUGUGCUUGAUAAAGGCUACGGGUACUUUUCUCUUGCACAGGCUGCUGUUGUAAAUAUUGAUAAUUAUAUAAUCGUAAUAGGUGGCGAACAAUGGAAUUUUAAAGCUUUUGACACUAUUUAUAUGGUAGAUUUAGACGUAAAUCCUCCAAAUCAUACCUUAAUUGGCCAUUUAGAAGAAGCCAUCUAUGCUACAGAGGUCACUUAUUUCCAAAACUCUAUCUAUUUAUUCGGCGGAGGAGAUACGCUUUCUUCUCUAGUCCAGAAUUUUAUAGCAAAAAGAUUUUUAUUUAAAACUUCUAUUGAGAAAACUGAUGAUCUUUCUUGGUCUUGUAGUAAUGGGACAUAUGGAGAUAACUGUGAUUUAUGCCCUGAAGGGUAUUAUUCUGAUACUUUUGGAGCAGAAACGUGUAAGGCUUGUCCUAAAGGGACUUAUAACAAAUUUUCAGCGGCAAGAACCUUAGUGAGUGCUAUCCUUGUAAAUAUGACAGUUAUGCAGAAAAUGAAGGGACUGAUAUAUGUGAUAGCUGCCCUGCCAGCUAUUUUUGUCCUGUAG